UCCCCCCCCAACCUCCGGAGCUGGGAAGAGAGUCAAGAUGGCGGCGAAAUCCGAUGGCGGUGGCGUGGGGGUGGGCUUCGCCCAGCUGCACAACCUGGACGAGGCGGUGGGCAGCGGCGAGGAGGACGGGGAGCCCGGGGGAGGCGGCUGCGGCGGCGACGGCAGCGAGCCCGGCGAGAGCAGCUCGCUGCACAUCUGCCACUGCUGCAACACCUCCUCGUGCUACUGGGGCUGCCGCUCCGCCUGCCUGCGCUCGCUGCUGGGCAAGAAGCCGCGCCGCAGCGCCGCCGCCGCCGACGGGGGGGACCAGCCGCUGCAGCCGCCCGGGGCCGCCGGCCGCCACCCCCCGACGCCCUCGGCCGGCCGACCGCAGCCCGCGUCGCCGCAGGUGGAGCGGCCGUGGCUCGACUGCCUGUGGAUCGUGCUAGCGCUGCUGGUGUUCUUCGGGGACGUGGGUACCGACCUGUGGCUGGCCCUCGACUACUACCGCAAGGGGGACUACGGCUGCUUCGGGCUGACCCUGUUCUUCGUGCUGGUGCCGUCGCUGCUGGUGCAGAGCCUGAGCUUCCGCUGGUUCGUGCAGGACUACACGGGCGGCGGGCUGGGCGCCGUGGAGGGGCUCAGCAGCCGGGGACCCCCAAUGAUGGGGGCCGGCUACGGCCACGGCGCGGCCCGAGGCGGGCCGGGUGCGGGGGGCUCGGCUACCCCGGGGGCGCAGCGUCUGUGCCGCCUCUCCGUGUGGAUCUGGCAGUCUGUCAUCCACCUGCUGCAGAUGGGGCAGGUGUGGAGGUAUAUCCGCACCAUGUACCUGGGGAUUCAGAGCCAGCGGCAGAAGGAACACCAGCGACGCUUCUACUGGGCUAUGAUGUACGAAUAUGCAGAUGUCAACAUGCUGCGCCUCCUGGAGACCUUUCUGGAGAGCGCCCCCCAACUGGUGCUACAGCUCUGCAUAAUGAUCCAGAAGAACAGCGCAGAGACGCUGCCCUGUGUCUCCUCUGUGACUUCCCUGAUGUCCCUGGCUUGGGUGCUAGCUUCCUAUCACAAGCUGCUGCGGGACUCCAGGGACGACAAGAAGAGCAUGAGUUACAGAGGGGCCCUCAUCCACCUCUUCUGGCGCCUCUUCACCAUCUCAUCCCGAGUUAUCUCUUUCGCCCUCUUUGCUUCCAUCUUCCAGCUGUAUUUCGGGAUCUUCGUGGUGGUGCACUGGUGCGCCAUGGCCUUCUGGAUCAUCCAUGGUGGGACAGACUUCUGCAUGUCCAAGUGGGAGGAGAUCCUCUUCAACAUGGUGGUAGGGAUCGUGUACAUUUUCUGCUGGUUUAACGUCAAGGAAGGGCGGACUCGAUACCGAAUGUUCGCAUACUAUACGAUAGUCUUGACUGAGAAUGCUGCCUUGACGUUCCUUUGGUAUUUUUACAGAAACCCGGAGAGCACUGACUCCUAUGCCGUGCCAGCACUGUGUUGUGUCUUCGUUAGCUUUGUGGCUGGGAUUACGCUCAUGCUCUUAUACUAUGGCGUGUUGCAUCCCAUGGGGCCGCGGGCUAAGGUCUUUGCCAGCUCCUGUUGUGCCGAGCUGCUCUGGGGCAUCCCUUUGCCCCCCGAUGUUGAGCCUAUGGCACCUCAGACCCCUGGGUACCGGGGGACCCAGGUCACGCCCACCAGAGCCGUGACGGAACAGCAGGAGGACCUCACGGCUGAUACUUGCCUGCCCGUAUUCCAAGUGAGACCCAUGGGGCCCUCCACCCCGUCAGGGCGUCCUUACCACCCAGAAGGGCCCCUGAUUAAGAUUGACAUGCCAAGAAAGCGGUACCCAGCCUGGGAUGCGCACUUUGUAGACAGGAGGCUGCGGAGGACUAUUAACAUCCUGCAGUACGUCACCCCCACCGCAGUGGGCAUUCGCUACCGAGAUGGGCCUCUGCUCUAUGAGCUGCUGCAGUAUGAGUCUUCACUCUAGAACACCUUGACCCAGAUUGAGAAGGGGACCUUAAGUUUGGUUGCGGUCAACGCCGCCUGCAAGAAAUAUAACCCUCCCUUCCCCUGCCCCAAUACACAGAACCACCACCACCGCCACCAACACCAACACCAACACUACAAAAAGACCAAUAAGUCACAUCCCCUUCAGAUAAGCUUUCUUUCCAGUCACUAUAUGCAUACGAAGAUAUUCUCUAUGUUUUGUAAGUAAAAACAAAAAGGAAACCUUUCUUUUGUUUUUUACACAUAAGAAACAGUCUUGAAAACAAAAAAGAACAACUAAAUAAUCCCACACUACAGUUCCUAGGAUGGAGAAGGACCAGCUAGCUAAGCUCCUCUCCAAAAGAAACAAA
Acomys russatus (golden spiny mouse) is the source of this 2321-nucleotide messenger RNA. It is a transcript of the gene Xkr6, whose product is annotated as XK related 6. The transcript has 3 exons. The record is from RefSeq and is a predicted model, not a curated record. The coding region runs from base 38 to 1951 and encodes 637 amino acids. Gene Ontology annotation, biological process: engulfment of apoptotic cell; apoptotic process involved in development; phosphatidylserine exposure on apoptotic cell surface. Gene Ontology annotation, cellular component: plasma membrane. NCBI's taxonomy places the organism in Eukaryota, Metazoa, Chordata, Mammalia, Rodentia, Muridae.